CUUUGUAACCCGGAGGUUGUCACCUCGGACAUAGCAAGAGAUGAUUGACGUGUAAGAACCCUGCUCGUGUGUCAACACGGGUCCCGUCACCGAGCGUCCAUCUGCCGCACGGUGCUGGAUUAACGCCGCGGUUGAUGAGCCGAGCACGUUGCCGCCGCGCCUGAUCCACCUCAGCGCUCAGGAGACUAAUACGGGGGGAGGGAGGGGGGACGCGGCGGUCAACCGGAAGUGACGACAUACCCAGACUAGCUUUAUCCAAUAAACGCUGCUCGUUCACUCCGGUUUGUAGAUUAUCCUCAAAGCGUCGCUAUGGAUGUCGGUGCAUUUACUCGGGCCAGAUAAAAAAAAAAAAAAAAAAAAAAUCUUAACUAUGGAUCCAACUUUCAUUUUAUCAGCUGUCAUCUUCACCUUGCUCGCACUGGUGGUCGCGACGUCGCUGCUGAACGGCUCCUCCUCGCCGCCGCCUCCUCCUCCUCCGCCUCAGGACCCUCUCGACGCCCGGAGUCACCCGGGACCGGACGCGGCGGGAGGCGAGCCAGCGGCCAAGCAGAACGGCCAUGUACCGGACACGAAGAAGGGCAAGAAGGCGGCGGACGACUGGUGCGAGCUGAGCGGCAGCUCCCACGACCACUGGGACGUGGUGAAGUGUGUGCAGUCAGAGGACGCGCCGCUCAGCCCCAUCAGCGAGGAGCCGGCGCCCCCGGCCGCCGAGCGCUCCUCUUCGUCGGCGUCCACCCUGUCCGUGCCGAGGCCCGACUCCAGGCACACGAGCUUCGACUCGUCGUCCGAAGCCUCGUCGGGGCGCGGACGGCGCUCCUUCAUCGGGCUCUCUGACCAGGAGCUCCUAAAGUGUGCUUUUUCUGACCCCCAGACCGAAGGAGCCGCAGAGAGCCCGGAGGUCAACGACAAGACGGACUUCAACAACUCCUUCCAGUACGUUCCUGGAAAGUCGCGAUCCCACCACAUGGAGAUGAUGAUGUCCAAAGAGGAGCUGGAAGAGGAGCAGAGGGUGCAACGGGAGCAGCUGGCCGCCAUCUUCCAGCUGCUGAGGGACAACACGGAGACGUUCGGGGACGUCUCCGAGGGCGACAUGGAGGAGCAACUGCGCCUCUACUCCAUCUGAGGACUCUCGCGCGUUGCCUUAGCGACGGCCAAGGACGCCGCCCGACCUCAACAAGGAAAAGUAGCUUCCAUAUGAGGAGGUGUGAACAAGUGAUGACAUAAAUCAUGGUCCCAAUACGGAAAACCGUUGCAUCUAAUAGACAAUGUCUCAUUUGAAAUCUAUCAAAAUGAGGGUGGUCCCAAAAAGGAGGGAUUUUUCAAAUUAACUGUGUCGCUUUUAUAAGUGCUCCCCCUCUGGUCAACAUAUGAAAUAACAAGUGUGUGUAAGAAA
Messenger RNA from Nerophis lumbriciformis (worm pipefish), 1393 nucleotides. It is a transcript of the gene mxra7, whose product is annotated as matrix-remodelling associated 7. Lineage: Eukaryota; Metazoa; Chordata; Actinopteri; Syngnathiformes; Syngnathidae. The record is from RefSeq and is a predicted model, not a curated record.